UCCUUCCGUUGUCAGUUGGCUCAACCAGCUACUCUUUUCCUACACAAGUAGACCAACUCCCAACUUCAUGGCGCUACAAUUCCAAUUCAAACUGGGUGGUUCAACAAAUUGAGGAGGAGAAAUGUAACAUCUAGAAGAACAUGCGUAGAAUGAUUUCAUUACUCUGAAAGGAAAUCUCUCUAGAAGUAAAGAGCAAAGAGCACUAUUUUUCUUCCAUAUACUUAGAAUCAUGCCUUCCGUUCAUUCAAAACAACCCCAACUCCCCUAAACAACCUCCUCCUUUAAAACCUGAACCCCUUACCUUCUCACCAUCCAGCAAGCCCAAAUGGCCACUCCCUUCAAUGCAAUCUUGGUCCUCUCCAUCCUAAUUUCCUCCUGCCUCUCUUCUGCUGCCCAAACUUGCUCAAGCUACACCUUUUCCAACAGCAAAGUUUUCAGCUCCUGCACUGAACUCCCACACUUGGGUGCCUCCCUCUACCACAACUACACUGCCUCUACUAACACCCUCAACAUUGCCUUCAAAGCCCCGCAAACCUCGAAAGGAUGGAUUGCAUGGGGCCUUAAUCCAAACGGCGCAAAAAUGGUUGGCUCACAGGUCAUUGUUGCGUUUUUCCAUUCCAAUGGGAGCAUGGUGGCCUAUCCAACACAGCUUGAUAGCUAUGCUCCUUCAAUGGCUCCAGAGAAACUAAGCUUCCCGGUGUCCGACGUGUCGACCGAGUACAUUAACAAAGAGAUGAUCAUCUUUGCAACCUUGGGGCUGGUGGGUGGAGGAUCCAAGUUCAACCAUGUGUGGCAGGAGGGCAGCACUGUCUUGAAUGAUGUCCCAGAGGCUCACUCCACCACUGGGGAGAACAUUCAGUCCCUAGGGACUAUUGAUUUCCAGUGAAAGUAGUAUCACAGCAUGUCAUUCUGGAAAUGAUAUAGCUUUACAGUUUACAGUGCUGAGUGUUUGCCCAUUUGGUGCAUUGUAUGAGGCCUGUAUGUGCAUCACUUGUUUGUGCCUUCAUAUACAGUGGUUUAUCAUCUAUCUAGAAGUUCUUGUAAUUGUUGAGAAACCGGGUCUAAAAUCUUGUGUUUGCCA
Messenger RNA from Elaeis guineensis (African oil palm), 1081 nucleotides. Its product is annotated as cytochrome b561 and DOMON domain-containing protein At5g47530-like. NCBI's taxonomy places the organism in Eukaryota, Viridiplantae, Streptophyta, Magnoliopsida, Arecales, Arecaceae. The record is from RefSeq and is a predicted model, not a curated record.